UGCGACCACGUGCGCGCAAAGUUCCUGUGGCCCGUUACCUACCACAAAUAAUGCAGAGAUGCGAUACUCUUUCAGACAUCUUGACAUCAAUUACGCACCGACGAGAGCGAUGCAUGGAAACAUACGUUUAUGUAUUCGUUGGCGAACGUAUAAGCACCUCUGGUCCUGUUGCUAGAGGGAGCUGUGCGUACGAAGCUCGUCAGAUCUUAGAGGUUACAGUGACGCUUAGCUGGCACAGUUCAAGUUCAACAACUCACUGAUUCCAUUUUCAGUAUGACGGGAUUAACCGAACUUGCAGUCUGGUAUGGAUACUGAAAUAUCCCUGGAUUACUAGGAUAUGAUAUACUUACAGACUUAAGAGACAGAGUGCAGCUUGAAGCUCGCAAAACGACUGGCGCCACCGAGUUGUUCUAUUCGCACGGGCGCCAAGUAUAUUGACUUUCGUCCUUCAGCUUAAACGACAUCGUCAACAACUCAAAAAAGGGACCAGUGUCUUUGUGCUGCUAGAGUGACUGUUUCACAAAUCCUCUGUGUCUCACAUAUACCUUCCUCGUGUCUUUUCUCUGUUCGUGAUCUGCAGUUAUGUCCGACUCCGACCAAGAUGCCUCCGUUCUCGGUAAACGUGCGCGUAACGGAGAACAGGACGUGAAGCCAGAAGCAAAGGACGUCAAUAUCAAGAAAGAGGGGCAUGAUGAGUCCGACGAUGAUGUAGGGCCUAUGCCUAUGCCUGCAGGACCGGGAGAGAAUGGUAGUAUCAAGAAGAAACGAAAAGUUCUUCCUCACGAAAAGUUGUAUCUGGACCAUCUUCCCAGCGCGGAUAGAUACUACAAGAGCUUCAUGCACCGAGAUGUGAUCAAUUUUUGUGUCAUAACAGAAACGGGGUUCUUAAUUACGACCUCGAUAGAUGGUCAUCUCAAGUUCUGGAAGAAGCAAGAACAAGGGAUUGAGUUCGUCAAACACUAUCGCGCACACCUCGCAUCUGUAGUUGCCGUCAAUGCUAGCGCCGAUGGACAACUGUUUGCUAGCGUUGCAGAGGAUGGUACUGCUAAAGUCUUCGACGUGGUGAACUUCGACAUGAUCAAUAUGCUGACACUGGGCUACAGACCUCACGCGUGUUGCUGGGUGCACGGAAGAGGCGAAGCGCAAGGUCUACUCGCCAUCUCUGAACAGAACACAGGCACCAUUCAUCUAUAUGAUGGCCGAGAUGGGAAGUUGAUCGAAACUAUCGACAAACUACACAAAUCCCCGGUGCAUAUCAUAACUUACAGCGACAGAUAUAAUACAGUCAUCUCAGCAGAUGAGGCUGGUUUCAUUGAAUACUGGCAACCCGUUGAGCCUUUUGAGCAGCCAAAACAUAUUCCUGGCAUUUGGUCAUACAAGAGCAGCACUGACCUCUAUCAAUUCAAGAAGUCAAAAUCAACCCCGACAUGUGUAACGCUCUCCCCCGACUCCUCUCAUUUCGUCACUUUCUCCCUCCCUGAUCGUCAGAUCCGGGUAUUCAACUUCCUCACAGGAAAGAUGACCCGUCGAUACGACGAGUCUCUAGCAGCCAUUCAAGAGAUGCAACAAGCGGGGACGGCCGUGUAUAAAGUUGAGGAUAUGGAGCUUGGACGAAGGUUAGCUGUUGAGAGGGAGUUGGAGUUACCGGGACCUGAUGGUCGUGUACCGGGUAUGUGGAGUAAUGCGAUUUGGGACGAGAGUGGGGCAUUCGUGCUGUACCCUACUUUGCUUGGUAUCAAAGUUGUCAACACCGUGACCAACCGCGUUGUCAGGUUGCUCGGCAAGGACGAGACGGUACGAUGGAUGAAUCUGUCACUGUACCAGGGUGCACCGGCGAAGAAAGGUCGGACAACAUUGGCAGCAGCAGCAUCCGCCAACCCACUAUUGGCAGAGAAAGGCGUACGAGAUCCCACUCUCUUCUGUACAGGAUACAAAAGGCAACGGUUCUACAUGUUCACACGUAUAGUGCCCGAGGACAAAUCGGGCGAUCGUGAUAUCUUUAACGAACGUCCCACACGGGAAGAACAAACUAUCGCCACCUCCACGCACGCUCUCAAGACCGGUCCCCCACCCCUUGCCAACGCAGCCACUAUCCACACUACCGUCGGAGACAUGCAUCUUCGUCUUUUCCCUCAACAAGCACCGAAAGCAGUCGAAAACUUUGUUGGUCAUGCAAGAAGUGGAUAUUACGAAAACGUUAUCUUCCAUCGUGUGAUUCCAAAGUUCAUGAUCCAGACUGGUGACCCACUUGGAGAUGGAACGGGCGGGACGUCAAUUUGGGGGCAUGAAUUCGAAGAUGAGUUCUCGGAUGAUUUGAAACACGAUCGACCCUAUACCGUCAGUAUGGCCAAUGCCGGACCGAAUACCAAUGGAUCGCAGUUCUUCAUCACGACGACGGCAACACCUUGGCUUGACAAGAAACAUACGAUUUUCGGUCGUGUAUUGUCCGGCUUGGAAGUCGUUCAUAAUAUCGAGAAUGUGAAGACUAAUAAGCUGGAUAAGCCCUAUGAGGAUAUCAAAAUCAUUAACAUUGAUGUCGAAUAAUGGAUUCAUUCUUGAUCACCUCAUGUACCCAGCAUUGUUUGUAUAUAUACAUGUGCCCUUCGUUUGCUUUGCUUUGUGUUGACCAUACCUGUCAGCGCUGUCCGUCACAGGGCAACUCGGUCAAACGUCGCUUGGUGUUUCUUGACUAUUCCUUCAGCUAGACGUUGUUCAAGUUGUCCUUCAUUGAGACUCGACGGACAGGAGAAUUUUAAAAGUACAUGCUCUCGAGGGCUUUCCCGGAUUCCAUGGAGGGUCAGACAGUAUUCAUAUACGUCCAGCUGGGUAUUUGCCAAAAAGGAUGUCUGGUUCGGGAUCUCUGGGAUAUAAGCAAUGGGGUAUUCGAGGAUCACGGCCGCGAGAGGGACGAGGUCGGUUACUUCGAGGUUGUUUAAUACAGGAAUGUUCAAUAU
Molecule: messenger RNA, 2954 nt
Organism: Somion occarium
Lineage: Eukaryota; Fungi; Basidiomycota; Agaricomycetes; Polyporales; Cerrenaceae
Source: the annotation of a GenBank genome assembly